Elgaria multicarinata webbii is the source of this 1062-nucleotide messenger RNA. RefSeq names its product thiopurine S-methyltransferase (gene TPMT). The coding region runs from base 186 to 908 and encodes 240 amino acids. NCBI's taxonomy places the organism in Eukaryota, Metazoa, Chordata, Lepidosauria, Squamata, Anguidae. Gene Ontology annotation, molecular function: thiopurine S-methyltransferase activity. The record is from RefSeq and is a predicted model, not a curated record. The transcript has 9 exons.
GCAAGCAGCAGCUGCCGCCUUCUUUGCCCUCCUGGCAAGUUGGUCGCUCUGCCCUCGCUUGGAUCAGCCAGCCAAAGUCUCCUAACAUCGCGCCUUGGCCGUCGCUCCUCGUUCAGGUUAUUUUAAAUAUCAUCAUCAUCAUCAUCAUCAUCAUCUGUUUGUUGCAACUCGAGGUUGCCUAGGCCAUGGAAGAUUCCUCAGGUGCACCUGAAAAUGAUGCCAAGUUACAAGAAGAUCAAGUGGUGACCGAAGAAGAGUGGCUGCAGAAAUGGCAAAAAAAUAAUAUUGGAUUUCACAAUAAACAAGGACAUCCUCUCCUAAGGAAGUAUCUGGAUCUUCUUCUCAGUGGCAGGAGUGGAUUGAAGAUAUUUUUUCCACUUUGUGGCAAAACGAUUGAAAUGAAAUGGUUAGCUGACAUGGGGCAUCAUGUGGUUGGUGUGGAAAUCAGCGAAAAUGCACUGAAGGAGUUUUUCACCGAACAAAACCUUCCCUUUUCAGAAGAAACCAUUCCAGAGAUCCCUGGAGCUAAAUUAUUUAAGAGCACAUCUGGGAAUAUUUCUUUGUACUGUUGCAGUAUCUAUGAUUUGACCAGCGCAGUUACUGGCAAGUUUGAUGGAAUUUGGGACCGGGGCGCUCUAGUAGCUGUCAACCCUUGUGAGAGAGAACGUUAUGCCCAUUUGAUAGCAUCACUAAUGAACAAAAAGUGUUGUCUUCUAGUUACCUGUUCAUAUGAUGCAAGCAAACAUAAAGGUCCACCCUUCUAUAUUUCUGAUUGUGAAGUGCAAAGACUAUUUGGCAAUUACUGCGAUAUUAAGUGCCUUGAGAAAAUUGAUGGCUUUUUAGAGCGACAUAAGAAGUGGGGUAUAGAUUAUCUAUGGGAGGUCAUCUACAUGCUCAUGUUAAAAUAGUCAAGAUGACACCGAGAGUCUUAAACACACCAAGGGGAUGCCAGUUUGAUUGCAGAACAUUUCAGUAUCUUGCACAUUCAGAAUAGACAUUUGAUUUGACCUCUAAUAUUUGUAUUUAAAAUUUUCUGUGAAUUUCCACAUAAAAUAUACUUUA